AUGAUCAACCCUCACAUCACAAUGUCCACCGACUUCAUGGACUUCUCGACUGGCGCCGGCAACGACCCAUUGUUCACCGACUUCGGAAGUCACCUCGCUAACAUGAGCUUCUCGACAGCGCUUGCGCAUCCAACCUUCCUUCAGGACUUCGAGGCUUCUACCGGCGCAACACCGCUACCCAAGUGGAUCUGUGCGCUCUACGCCUACCGCACCAAAGCCAAGAAGCCUGAGAGCCGCAUCCGCAAGACACCCAAGCCCAAGGACCGUGCGGCGGACUGCAAGAACUGGAUCAAGCGCACCAACAACUUCCCGCUUUCAGGAGGCAUCCGCAAGCGUAAGACUGAGAUCGCAAGCCCGCGCGAGCGCAAUUCCAAGUACGCAAUGCCGCGUCCACUCAACGCGCUGCAGUACCAGCGCCAUGCCAUUCAGCUUAUGUCAAGCGUGCUCAACACUCGCACCAAUGCUUCACCAUUCACCUUGGUCCUGGACGACCUCAAUCAGCGCGCCAUUCCCUUCCUCCAGGAGCUUGUCGCCCGCGCUCUCUCCCGCAACGUCACUGUCAUCAUCGUCUCCUUCGAAGGCACACGUGUCCACCCUGAUGUGCGUAAUGUUGCCGCCUAUGGUAACCGCACUGCCGCCGACACCCUAGGCAAUAUCGAGCAAGCCAUGAGUGACCGCAAAGAGUGCCUCGUCAUCAUCGACGACAUGUACGACGCCGUUGCCACCAAGAACAUCGACAUUCAGGCGCUCUUCAACCUCGUCGUCAUGAAGUACACCUCCACCCUCGUUGGAGUCUACCACACCGAUGUGCUCCCGGAGCCCUCGACCUCAGGCGUGGACGCCUAUGCCCCACCGCCGCUCGAGCUGCUGAAGUUCAUGGCCACCUCCGUCAUCACGUGCCGCUCCUUGUCGCAUGUUCUCGCCUCCAAAGCCGCCCGCGAGCGCUCCCUUCCAGAGCCGACAUUUGGAAUGCAGACCGGCGCCGAGGGCAUUGUGCAGUGCCUCAAUGCCAACGAUGGUUGCGGUAUCGUCCUCGAAGCCGAGUUCCGCCGCAAGUCUGGCCGCCCUGAGUCCGAGACGUACUACCUCCGCCCACGCCGUGGCUCUGAUUACCACCAGCCGCUGCCGACACAGCUCUACGGUACGCUGAAGCAAGAAUACGUCAUUCUACUUGACCAGCACCCUGCGUAUGCGAACAGUGAGCUUGUCGGCAUGGUAGCCGCUGCGAAUGACGAGAUGGAGACGUCGUUCAACCUGGCCUUGACGGACAAGCAAAAGGCAGCACGCGAGGGUGUUGUCCUUCCUUAUUUCGAUGCACAGAAGGGUGAGGGCGGCGAGGGCGGUCGCAUCCUCUACGACAUGGGUGAGGAGGACGACUUUGACGAGGAAGAGGAUGAGAUCUGA
This is a messenger RNA of Didymosphaeria variabile, 1404 nucleotides long. RefSeq lists its product as uncharacterized. Lineage: Eukaryota; Fungi; Ascomycota; Dothideomycetes; Pleosporales; Didymosphaeriaceae. The record is from RefSeq and is a predicted model, not a curated record. The transcript has a single exon. Gene Ontology annotation, molecular function: tRNA binding. Gene Ontology annotation, cellular component: nucleus; cytosol; elongator holoenzyme complex. Gene Ontology annotation, biological process: tRNA wobble uridine modification. The coding region runs from base 1 to 1404 and encodes 467 amino acids.